GUUGUUGUGUUGAAAUGGUAAACGUGUGCUCCGUGCAGACUACAGCUUUUAUUAGCUAUAAAAAAUAUUUCGCAGUGCAGCUGUUUGAAAUGUUACGAUGAUGCAUUAUAUCGGUUUUGUAUUAUCUAUUGGUAGCUAAUUGGUAAAAUAUGUAAUAACCAUAAAUGCGUUUCUGUGAAGAAAAUGUGAGGAAUUACAAAUGUAAGCGAGCAUAUUGGGUGUUAAGCAUUUUGUAUUUUUUUUAAAAUGUUAUGCAUUUUAUUCACACUUUAGAAUCUGGAAUUGUUAUACUGAGGAGAAAACAGACAGAUGUUUGCAUAAUAACCAGUCAGAUUGUUUUACUGCAGUGGCUUGCUUCGACAGUCUUGGUAGACAGUGGGUUAAUAAUAAAUCAGACCAACUGUGAUCUCUCAGUACUGUUUCUCUCAUAUGCUCCCAGAUACGCCAUCCUGCCUUCCUUAGAGAAUCGUUUUUUUUUUUGCCCUGUACUGGCGUGUGAUUGGUGAAUUGUACUAUCAAUCUUCACGACGCCUCGGUGCGUCUGCUUUUCAUUGGUCGGGCGUCUCCGUUCAGGCGGUACAUCGGAGCCUGCCUAUUGGCUGGAUCCUUACGUGCAUCGCGCGCUGGACUGAUUUACCACGCUUUGAUUGGUCAGACAUUCAUGUUCGGUUGUGCGCUGCUAAUUGUAUUUUAAAGAGGCAGGCCUUACCGAUUUGAAUGGUUUUUUUUUAUUAUCGUACUGUACAAAGUUGAAUGUAAGCCAUUUAAUUUCGCGUAUUUGCAUUAUUUUGUGGUCUAAUUAUUUUCAUCUCAGUCAAUUCAUCUCCGCAGUAUGGAUUACUCAACAACCUCUAGCGGGUUCAGACAGCGUAAGUUACAACAGAAAGCGAGAAUGAGGAACGCGACGCCGGACGGGCCCGAACCCAGCCAGCUCUUCGAUGACACCAGCACCGGCAGGAGGGCGGCGGGCCCGGGUUUCAGGGGCUCAGAAGCAGCGGGGGCGGGCUACCCAGGACAGGCUCUGCUCUCCGACCCCAUGUCCAAUCUGGCAAUGGCGUAUGGUAGCAGUCUGGCCAGUCAGGGAAAACAGAUUGUGGACAAAAAUCUGGACAGAUUCAUCCCCAUCUCCAAGCUGAAAUACUACUUUGCUGUGGACACGGUCUAUGUGGGCAGGAAGCUCGGCCUGCUGGUCUUCCCUUACAUGCACCAGAACUGGGAGGUGAGUUACCAGCAGGACACCCCAGUGGCACCCAGGUUCGAUAUCAACGCCCCUGACCUGUACAUUCCAGCCAUGGCAUUCAUCACCUACAUCCUGGUGGCAGGGCUGGCUCUGGGGACUCAGAACAGGUUUUCCCCUGAAAUUCUGGGCAUGCAGGCCAGCUCAGCCCUGGUGUGGCUCAUCAUCGAAGUGCUGGCUACUCUCCUCAGCCUGUACCUCGUCACAGUCAACACUGACCUCACCACCAUCGACCUCAUAGCCUUCUCUGGGUACAAGUAUGUGGGAAUGAUUGUAGGAGUUGUGGCCGGGCUGCUUUUCGGAAGAACAGGUUAUUAUCUGAUGCUGCUUUGGUGCUGCAUAGCCAUCUUUGUCUUCAUGAUCAAGACUUUAAGGCUGAAGAUCCUUUCGGAGGCGGCAGCGCAGGGCGUGCUGGUGAGGGGGGCGAAGAACCAGCUCCGGAUGUACCUGACCAUGGCCAUCGCGGGCCUGCAGCCCGUCUUCAUGUACUGGCUCACGUACCACCUGGUCAGAUGAGGUGCCCGCGCGCUCGGGGGGGCAAGCCGUGGGCCCCCCGCCGCUGCCGCCGCGCCCCUCACUUCCUGAUCAUCUCACCCGGGGACGGCUUCAACCUGGAAUUCUGCAGAACCAUCUCUAGCGGCGCCGGCACACUGCUCAGCACAAACGGACUGUUUUGUAUUUUUAUUUCGGAAUGUGAAUGUUUACCGCAGAUCAUGGGAGAGCAUCCUUCCCGUAGGGAAGAUUUUUGAUGUGUUGUUAUUUUUCGGUCAGCUCUUUUGAAGAGGAAGGCUAGCAUACGCUUUCAGCUGAUAAGUGGGUAUUCUCCAGGAAACGCAGGGGAGAGGAGGGAUUGCGGGGCGCACAUCCAUACACCACAACACAUUGCCCACGCUUUUCAUUAGGUUUCCCCCCUCCCGUUGCUAAAAUCAAACGCUUAGUGAACUCGAAUCACCAGCUCGGACUCAGAAUUGGCGGUGUUGUGUGCGUUAUCCCGUUCGCCUUACUUGAACAAGUGAAAAUUCAGGGCAAGCCGCCGGUGGAGGCAUAAACCAAAAACCCUUCGUUGUAGUGGAGUCACGGUGGGCGAGGACGUGCGCUGUUCGGCGAUUACAGCGGCUGUAGGCCGCCCUCUCUCCGGCGAUUACAGCGGCUGUAGGCCGCCCUCUCUCCGGCGAUUACAGCGGCUGUAGGCCGCCCUCUCUCCGGCGAUUACAGAGGCUGUAGGCCGCGCUCUCUCCGGCGAUUACAGCGGCUGUAGGCCGCGCUCUCUCUCUCUAACCGCUUCGGAGAGGAAUGAUGGCGCUGCUCCGUUCCCGGCUGCAGGCCCGGAGCCAGGUUCGAGCCCCAGCCUUUCUGCUGGGGGAGAGGGGCCCAGGCGCAGCGGGCAGUGUUGGGCUGCUAACGAUCAUUCCAGCCACACAGGAAGGGCUGAUCGAUUAAAAACACGCCCUGAUCACACAGGCCUUUCUCGGCUUUCAGCUGCAGCAUUGCGCCACCCCCAGAACUGGCCCUCUUGUCAUGUUGCAGCCUCAUUCCUGAAGCGGUCCUGCUACAGUGUCCGUACUCCGAUGUGUCUGAACGCAAAAGAACUUAAUAUGGCCUCUGAUUGCCAGGCAAUAAGAAUAAAUCAGGGUGUCAGAAUUUUUAUUUCACUUGUUGGUCAUCGCCCCCCAAAUAAAGAAAGAACAUCAGUCAGAUGGGUCACCAGUUUGUUUCAGAAUGCUAGAAUUUCAGAAUGUCACUGGCACUUCCGACUGGUCGUGUGCCUUACGCCAUUCCCAAGACACGAUUAAAGAAAUGCAAUCCCAUUACAAGGGCAUCCACCCUGCGGAAAAGCAGCCGUCGGAGAAGCUCUUCAUGCACAUCGUGCAUAAGUGGUUGAAAAAGAAAGGGGCUACUCUGAACUAUGUCUUGUGGAAUUGAGCCUUUCUCUUUAGCUGUUUUUACUGAUGUGUUCCUUUUAGCCAAUCCUGUUGCGUAUUAGGCUGGUCCCCGUUUUACAGCAUGGUUGUAUUGGUAAUUGGCAAUUGUAUUGGUAAUUGGGAAGAGUUGUCAGAUGCCUCUGUACACCACUUGUGUCAGCAGAUUUACAGUAAGGGUUGCUGAAGAGUGGAGCCAACAGUUAAUCAGUUUUGUCCUUCUGCUGCCCUCUAAGGCCACAAAACACCUUUAAGGUGUUUUCCCUGCACGUCCUCUGUAAUUCGGAUUGCAAUCGGAGCUCUGGUACCGCGCUUUACAAUCCAUUUGAACUCUUGCUAAUAUCUGUUUUGUAAGUCUUCUCACAAUUCCACAAUGUGGAUGCUUUUGAUGUGUGUCCUGCGAGUAUGUCAUUUAUUUAUAUUUGUACCCGUGAGUGGGUGAUGAAACAAUAAAAAGAGACGAAACGGA
Messenger RNA from Lepisosteus oculatus (spotted gar), 3625 nucleotides. RefSeq names its product Yip1 interacting factor homolog B (S. cerevisiae) (gene yif1b). Gene Ontology annotation, biological process: endoplasmic reticulum to Golgi vesicle-mediated transport. The record is from RefSeq and is a predicted model, not a curated record. Gene Ontology annotation, cellular component: endoplasmic reticulum membrane; Golgi membrane; COPII-coated ER to Golgi transport vesicle. NCBI's taxonomy places the organism in Eukaryota, Metazoa, Chordata, Actinopteri, Semionotiformes, Lepisosteidae.